GUCUUUGAUUAACAUAAUCACUUACUUUUAAGUAUUUUUCUCUCUCAAGACUUCACUUUAACGUAGCCACUAUUUUCUCUUUAUUCCGCACAACCAAUCUCUCAAUCCCUUCAAUGCCUCUCGCUUUCAAUGCGAAUAUGAAAAUUCCGAGAAAAUUUCUCAAUUACAUGGAACUACAAGAAAAAGAAAAAAUCAUGUUGUCUAGUCGAAGACUCAAGUUCACUGAACACUUAAAUCAAAACACUGUCAUCAGCAGACCAGAGAAAUCAUUUUCCGGCGAGCAAAAGGCGGAAAUGAACCGGUCCGGCCCAAGAACCGUACGGAUUACCUUCACCGACGCUCAAGCUACCGACUCAUCCAGUGAUGAAGAAGAGGGAUUCUUUAUCAAGCGCCAGAGGGUCAAGAAAUUCAUAAACGAAAUCAAAGUUCAACCCUGCUGCAGAGACGGUAUUACCGGAAAUUCCACCUUUAAUGGAAAUGCUGAUGGUGGUUUCAGGACGCCAGUAACGGUGGCAAAACGGAAGAAGUGCGGCGGAAGAACGGCAUCCACAACCAGAAAAAAGACCAGUAACGAUAGAAAGUUUCGGGGAGUCAGACAAAGGCCGUGGGGCAAAUGGGCUGCGGAGAUUCGAGAUCCCCUGCAACGUGUGCGGCUCUGGUUAGGCACCUACGACACUGCCGAGGAGGCAGCCAUGGUGUAUGACCACGCGGCCAUCAAACUACGUGGACCGGACGCGCUAACAAAUUUCUCCCCCACCAUCCUACCAUCGCCUGAAACGUACAACAAAACAAGCUCAGGUUAUAACUCCGGUGAGAUCCCUUCACCAGCUCAAACGUACAAUAAAACGAGCUCAGGGUACAACUCCGGUGAUGAAUCUAACAAUAAUGACGUUAAAUCACCUAAAUCUGUCUUGCUUUUGAACUCAGUUUCUGAAUGCCAGGCCGACGCCGAGACGUCGUCGCCAUUUAUCCGGUCAAGCGAUGCUGUUUUGAAGGAGAGUGACAGUUUCUCGGACUUCUCGAUGUUUCAUGUUGAUGAUGACUUGUUUUCCCAGUUUGAAAACCGGGUCCUACCUGAUUUGUUUGACCAAACGGGUUUUACGGAUAAUGUUUUCGGGUUCGGGGAUUUUGAAUGUUGCAGUGAUGUGCUUUUGGGGUCAAGUAAUGAUUACCGGGCCGGGUCGCCAACUUUGCAAACGGAUGAUUACUUUCGAGAUUUUGGAGAUAUAUUCGGGUCGGAUCCUCUAGUGACUCUUUGAGCUCUGAAGAGGCUGAAAAAGCUUUUGCUGAUUUCUCGGCAUUUUUGAAUAGAGGGAACUGUGCAAUGUCAAUCGGUCAAUCCUAUCCUAUGGGGAUUUUUUGUUUUAUUUUUUCUUUUAAAAUUUCUGUUUUGUUUUGGUAAUCAAUGGCAAUUUAUUAAUUUAUUAGUA
Messenger RNA from Olea europaea var. sylvestris, 1430 nucleotides. RefSeq names its product ethylene-responsive transcription factor CRF2-like. The coding region runs from base 114 to 1259 and encodes 381 amino acids. Gene Ontology annotation, biological process: regulation of DNA-templated transcription. The record is from RefSeq and is a predicted model, not a curated record. The transcript has a single exon. Gene Ontology annotation, molecular function: DNA-binding transcription factor activity; DNA binding. NCBI's taxonomy places the organism in Eukaryota, Viridiplantae, Streptophyta, Magnoliopsida, Lamiales, Oleaceae.